This is a messenger RNA of Botrytis fragariae, 1335 nucleotides long. RefSeq lists its product as uncharacterized. NCBI's taxonomy places the organism in Eukaryota, Fungi, Ascomycota, Leotiomycetes, Helotiales, Sclerotiniaceae. The transcript has a single exon. Bases 1 to 1335 code for a protein of 444 amino acids. The record is from RefSeq and is a predicted model, not a curated record.
AUGGGAAACAACAAAUCUCCUAAUGUCAGUAUGGACACCGCAGCAUUACCGGAGAAAGAUACAAGGAUCUCCGCAGACGACAAACAAUCACACUCUCCAGUAACUUCACUCAUCGAGAACCCAGCCCUCGUAUUGGAUCUUCGCUUAUUGCCUCUCGAAUCAUCUCCGGCCUCAAUCGAGAUCGCGUCGCAAGCUCCCAAACCGAAAAACAUCUGCGCGUUACCCAUCGACGUCUUAGCACACCUCGCCGAUGCUCUACCACCCGACACCGCAGCUUUGUUGAGUAUUUCCUGCAAAACCAUGUGGCGCACACUCGGAUCAAAAUACGUCGGAGCCCUCAACAAUCCUUACAGGGCUGUCUCUUUCCCCGUCCAUGCCAUGUACAGACGUAAUUUAAACAUCCAACUCGAUCGAAGCUAUCGCUACAACUUCCUGCGACUCCUUGCACGGGAUCUUCCAAAUCACAUUACGUGUUAUCCCUGCAACAAACUGCACAUGUUCGGUCCUGCAUAUGGUCAGAAUUUACUUGUGUAUUCGUGCGCUUUUCAUGUUGAUAACGCUCUACCCCUCUUGGAAGGAUACGUGAGCUUCCAUAUUUUACAAGCGGCAAUGAAACGUUAUCAUCAACGCCACAUCACUCUCUCAAUUCCUCUCUACGACGAAACCAUCACUUUCCUCAGCCCAACCUCUCAAUUAGUUGAGUGCUCUCGCGAGGCCAUACAUAUCUCACACACGACGAAUUCCAUAAUCGUUCGCAAGCAAAGAAUCCUACUACUCCCCGCCAACCAUCACUAUGCUUCCUACGAAGAUCCAGACGCUUCUAUAUCCUGGGACUAUCCCAUCUGUCCCCAUCUCAAAUGGGACUGUUUCUACGAUUUCCGCGCGCGCCAGCUCAGCGUCUCCGAUCGAUCCUUAGCAUCGCCGCGUUUCCAAUCGUGCGAUUACUGCAUGACGGAUUACCACAUCGCGGUGCAAGAUCGCAACGAAGAGGGCGAUGUGCUCUAUCUCACUCGCUGGCAGGAUCUCGGCUCCGGCGAGUCGCCGCGGGAAUUCAAUUGGCAAAACGCAAUUGCGAAUGGCACGGCUCAGGGACAGGAUAAAGUCUCGCGGUAUGCAUAUGAACAUGGUUCUGUUUGUGAGGCGUUUGAAAGGGUACCGGGGGAGAGAUUUGAAUUUGACGAGAGCAUGAGGGAGCAGGAUUGGGAAAUAGUGAAUAGAUAUCCGGUUUCGAGGGCGAGGGAUAUGCAGAGGGAGAGGGGGAAGGGUGAGAAGAAGCUUCCGUUGAAAAUUUUGACGGCUAGGGAUGAUGCUAUGGUUCGUGCGUGGUUUGAGUGA